GGGUAUGAGUUGCAACAGUUAAGGGACAUGAACCAGAUUCGUGGCAGAUUAAGUGUCACAAACCUUGAUAAUGUCAAUGGGAAGGAUGAAGCUUUGGAAUCGAAGCUGCAUCAGAAAAUUUAUCUUGACAGCCUGCAACUUAUCUGGAAUUUCAACGAUAACAUGAAUGCAGAGAAUAGUUUACAUUUGGAGAUUCUAGAAGGCCUGAUGCCACCGCCUCAACUUCGUGAUCUCAAAAUCAAUGGUUACAAAUCUUCAAAGUUUCCAGGCUGGUUACUUGUUGGUUUGUAUUUUGAUAAUUUGGAAUCUCUAUGGUUUAUGAAUUGCAGCCCAUUACAAAGCCUACCAUCUAAUUCUGAGUUAUUUGGGAAUUGCUCUUGCCUUGUCCUCUCCAAUCUGCCAAACCUGAAGACAUUACCUUGUCUUCCACUAGGGCUUCAGAAGUUACGAGUAAAGAGAUGCCCACAGCUUAUAUUUUUCUCCAAUGAUGAGCUGGAACAUGAUGAUCAGAGAAAGAACAUCAUGAUGACAGACCACUUGGCAUCACAACUUUGUUUAAUAUGGGAGGUGGAUUCAGGAUCAGAUAUUAGGAGCGUACUCUCAUUGGAACAUUUAUUUCUGAAGCAACUGAUUAUAUUGAUGAAUGCUGAUGUGUCACAUGUCCAAAACCUUGAAAGUGCUCUGGAAUUAGAGGAAGGUGGAUUAUCAGUAAAAGAGCUUCUCAUCGAGGCAUGGGUAUACUGUCACAAGCAGAGGAUGAGACUCUUGUAUGGAAGGGCCGCUGGGUUGCCGCUGGCUCCACCAUCAGGACUUCGUCAACUUUGUCUUUCUUCAUGCGGUAUUACCAAUGGAGCUUUAGCUGUUUGCCUUGAUGGUCUGGCUUCACUCAAAUUAUUGGUCUUAGAAGAGAUUAUGACUUUAACUACACUUCCUUCGGAAGAGGUAUUCCAACAUUUGGCAAAACUUGACCGCUUGUCCAUCAAACACUGCUGGUGUCUCCUGUCAUUAGGGGGCUUGCAAGCUGCUGCCUCUCUUUCACACAUUACAUUGAUUUCAUGCCCUUCUUUAGAGUUGGGAAGUGGAGCAGAACCUUUGCCAUUAUCCCUUAAGAUACUCUGUAUAGACAAUUGCGUCCUUGCAGCUGAUUUCCUCUGUACUGACCAAUUACCACACAUGAAUGAUAUUAGCUUAACCAAUUGCAGAAGCACCGCAUGCUUAUUUGUUGGUAGUCUCACCUCUGUAAUAUCAUUAACACUGCGCCACUUGCCAGAUUUAUGUAUGCUUGAAGGAUUGUCUUCCCUGCAACUUCAGUACUUACAUUUGAUUGAUGUCCCGAAGCUCAACCCUGAGUGUAUCUCACAGUUUCAAAUCCAGAAGUCACUCUUUGUUAGUAGUCUUGCAAUACUCAACAAGAUGCUCUCGGCUGAAGGUUUCACAGUUCCAGCAUGGCUCGGUCUUGAAGGAUGCAAAGAACCAUUAGUUUCAUUUGAAGAACCUGCAAAUUUUACAUCUGUCAGGUUCCUGUCUUUCCGUGGCUGUGAAAUGAUUUUCCUGCCAACAAAUCUGAAGUGCUUCUCCAAUCUGAAUACUCUCGAGAUCUAUAGAUGCCCCAACAUAUCAUCUUUACCAGAUCUGCCAUCCUCCCUCCAGAGCAUAAGCAUAGUGGGCUGUUGUGAGCUCUUGAAGGAGAGCUGCCGAGCACCCGAUGGAGAAAGUUGGCCGAAGAUUGCGCGUAUAUGCUGGAAGAACUUUAUAUAAAGUGUGAUUUGGAUUGCCAUCUACAAAUAAGUGGAAAGCUGGUCCAAGACAUGUGUGUGCCUCCAGAAACCUGGCUCAUCUUACAGUUUAAUUAACUAUGUUGGCUGAAGCACUAGGCUCUGUUCUGUUGUUGCCUGCUCUCUGCCACCGGGAGACCAGUCUGUUAGUUUUGCUCUGCGGCUGCCUGGAUACAGCUUGGUGGCCUAUCCUGUCCAUAUGGGCGUACAUCAACAGCAUGGUGCACAAGUCCGGCAAACAGCGACGAGGAGCAUCUCGAGGGGUUCAAGGCCGAAGAGGAAGCGGCCCUCCCGGCGUGCGUCAGCUAGGCCUGACGAACACAAUGAGGAGAACCACAGAUUAAUUGUAGGAGACUCCCCUCCUGGCACCGUGCGAGAGCGAGGUCGCUGACGAUAAGGGCUUCUGAAUGAACCUGAUGGAGGCCAUGCACUAGCACACGGCGCCACCGACCAUAUCCGCAGUAGAUAAUUGGAUUUAUUGUCGGGCUAGUCGCUGUUCAUCGGUGAUGGUGCCCCUCUUAGAGCAUCCGGAAUUCUCUUGAAUCGAUGGUGGCCACCUGUAUCACCCACAUUCUGGGAGGAAACCUGACACAAGGUAGGGUGCUGCCACCCAUGGACAUAGUCACCAUUUAGACGGAUCAUGUCAUCAUGGAAGACACUUGUCAGAACUCACCCUGAUCAUUAGAUAUGCAGGGCUAUCGAAGUGCCUUAGGCUGGCUCAUGUUACGGUUCAACUGUGCCUCCUAGUUGACCGGCCGGUGCUAAUCCCCUCGGUUGGUCUUCUGCUUUGC
Molecule: messenger RNA, 2566 nt
Organism: Triticum dicoccoides
Lineage: Eukaryota; Viridiplantae; Streptophyta; Magnoliopsida; Poales; Poaceae
Product: putative disease resistance protein RGA4
Exons: 5
Coding region: 28-1758 (576 amino acids)
Source: RefSeq, a predicted model, not a curated record